Molecule: messenger RNA, 1289 nt
Organism: Pollicipes pollicipes
Lineage: Eukaryota; Metazoa; Arthropoda; Thecostraca; Pollicipedomorpha; Pollicipedidae
Gene: sel
Product: canopy family protein seele
Exons: 4
Coding region: 203-787 (194 amino acids)
Cellular component (GO): endoplasmic reticulum
Source: RefSeq, a predicted model, not a curated record
AUAACUGCCACGUAGUCGAGCUCGGUCAACCCGAGGGAUUACUGAGGUUAAAUGUGAGGAAGAGUACUGAGACUGCGUACAUGGGCCGUGAGACUCCUCGCUGUUUGCUGCGUUCCUAAUUGGAUGCGCAAGGCAUCAUUGCGUGACUUGCAUCAAACGUCACCUUUGUUGUUUGAUUUCGCAGUUCUUGGUGCUUAUCCCUAUGUGCAAGUAUACGGACAAAAUGCACUGGAAUUUUCAUAAAGUGUCAUUUUUUCUCCUCCAAGCUCUCAUGAUUUUCCAUUGGGUAAGGCCUGGAGGGGCUGCAUAUGAUGAUGACUUGAAUUGCAUGGUUUGUGAAGUUGUAGUGGAUGAAGUGGAGAAGGCUGUUGCUGCUAUUGAUCCAAAAAAAGUGAUUGACUUGGGAGGAAGAUUGCAGGCAGAUGGAUCCCGGAAAACAAUAAAGAAACAGUACCGGAGAUCUGAGCUGCACCUGGGUGAAGUCCUAGAGACAGUUUGUGAGAAGAUGGAUGACUAUGCCCAGGGUCACUGGAAGGAUACAGGCAGGAAAGAUCUGCUGCCAAUCAUCAUUGAUGGUGCCAUGAACCCUAGGAUGUCAGAAUUUGAACUUCUACAAGAUUCAAAUCUGAACAAAGGCAUCAAAGAUUAUUGUCAGACGAUCGUGGAGGAGCAGGAGGACGAGCUGAUGAAGUUCCUGAGCGAGGAGCACGACAACGCCAGCCACCAGUUCUGCUUCCACGAGACCAGCCUGUGUCCGCGGCACAGUCACGGCUCCGACGAGCUAUAACGAGGCUUGCCCGCAGCGCCGGGCUCGCUGUCUCCGAGCCCGGCCCUGCUGCACCUUCGCGACUUUGGGGACUGAUUGACAGACGGUUGUGUAUGGUCCAAUUGGGAGAACUUAGUGAUCUUGCGACUGGGGUGUGAGCUAAACAGAUUAAGUUUUGUGAUGGUGGGGAGUUUUGCACACAGAAUCUGGAUGCACAAUGUGCCCGUGUUCAAGUCGUUGUUUUUUACGAUCUGUUUUACGAUCUUAUGUUUUUUAAGGUAUUUUCGUGAUGCAUCGAUAACUCACGUCAAAGGCUAGCUGUGGUGGGACCAGACCAUGUCUUCCUUGACCUUGUGCUUUGUGGAGAAGGCGGGCAUUUCAUUUUGGGGAAAUGCUGAGGGAACGACGUUUAGAUCGUAAUGUUACGGAAACUGUGCGAUGCGACAUUCUCGAGAAGACAUGCCAGUUUUGUAUUGAAAGACCGCAGAGUUGACGUUAAUAAAUACGUCGCUGUCUGUUCAUA